AUGGACAUCACCAACUUCGUCGUCCAGGGCCGAGACAAGGCCCUGCUGUACGGCGACUUCUCGACAUACCAUGGCCAGCUGUCCAAGCGCCUGCUCAACUCGCGCAAGAAGCUGGGCAUCGUGACCAGGAAUCGAGGCAAGUUCCGCAAGCCGGAGCAGGUCACCGCCGAAGAUGUCCAGGGAAACAUUGAACAUGUCCACCUCCUCCUCCUCACCAGCGAACGCGCCUGGGCUCAGGCAAUGAGCAUCAAGGCGGCCCAUGCGAACGACCAGAGGGGCGUUGUCGGCCGCGCCCGGUCUCACAUCGUCUCCCGACUCGAGAAAGCCGCUCGAAGCGCUGAGCAGGUCGUUACCGUCCUGUCGCAGACCGAUGUAUCUGGCGCCAGUGCCACCGAUCUCCUCGAGGCUCGGGCCUACGCAUCCCUCAUCCGAGGCGCCAUGCUGUUCGAAAAGCAAAGCUGGGAGCCUUGCCUGCGAAGCUACGCCGUGACGUAUGUCAUCUACACCGCACUUGCUACGGCGACCAAGAGCGAUAUCUUCAAGGACUUGCUGUCCGAGACCGUCGAGCCGUCGAUCCGGUUCGCUGCCUACCAGCUCAAGACGCCCCGAACGGUUUCCGUCGCCACUCUGGCAAAGAACGCCUUCCCGCGGUCAGACGAGGCUCUGGUCCAAGAAAUCAACCGACUCGAUGCAUCCAUUCUUGCCGAGGCAAGCACGGGGUCUGCAGAGGGCAUUGCAGUCGGCGACGCUGCCCCCCAGACCCUGACUUGGCGAGCGCACGAAGUCCAGAUCGAGGAUGCACAGAUAGCCACCUCUUGGGCUGUUGUUGGUGAGGCUAAAGAGCGGCUCUCGCAGACUAUUGCCAAGUCCCAGGACAAGAGGCCGCAUGAGGUGGCUGCCGCCUAUGAUGAGAUUCUGUUAACCACCCAAGAUGCUGUUGAUGCUACCAAGAAGGCCAUCGACGAACUUAAAGGGGACGGCGUUCCCCAAAGCGAUCCCAGGAUGCAGCGGCUGCAAAUUACACGCACUGCAGUCAAUUACGAGAUGAUUAGCUGGAGAAUUGGUCGAAACCGAGUUCUUACAGGUCCCCAUGAUGGUGCCACAGAAGAGUACGGCUCAUUAAGAAGGGGUAAGAAGAAGGACGCGGACUCGGCCGAAGCAAGGAAGGAAAGGGAACUGCCCUCUGGAAAGAAACUCGUUAAGCUUAAGGAGAAGACUGCGCUGUACGAUGGUAUCCUUCAGAACUUGGAGUCGAUCAAGGAGCUUCCCGGAGUUGCCGCCGACGAGGAACUCGCCGCCAGGAUUGAAGCUUAUGAGAGUUACUUUAUUGCGCUCAAGCAUCUUGCCAUCGCUCGGUCACACGCCAUCAUCGGCAACGCUGCCAAUGCCUUGGCCCUCAUCAACCGAGCUCUGGAGCUCAGCCAAAAAGCUGUAGAAAAGCUGCCAAGCUCGCAGUCUAUUUCCGAUGAGCUCCCCCUGAGCCUCGACAUUUCCCCGGAGUCCAUCAAGUUCGUCGAGCGAGUGAUUGAUGGCGAGCUGCAGCGCCAUCGCGCCAUUGUCCACGUCGACAACCUGCGCAAGAAGCAAUCCGAGGCCGUCGAAUACGCAAGCGACCUCCCCCUCGUCGAGAAGCUGCAAGAGUAUCCCGUCGGCGGGGCUGACCUCAACCACAUUGUGGAGUUCCCUCCGAAGGAGGCAGUAAUUCCGGUCAAGCCCAUCUUCCUCGACGUUGCCUGGAACUACAUCCACUACCCCGGCAAGCAAGUCCAGGCCCAGGCGGGCAGCAACCAGGCCGACGAGGGCGCCCAUGAAGCCGAGCAACCUGCUCAAAAGGCUAAGAGAAGCUGGUUUGGCUUUGGAAGGUAA
Messenger RNA from Trichoderma citrinoviride, 1866 nucleotides. Its product is annotated as signal recognition particle, 68 kDa subunit. Gene Ontology annotation, cellular component: signal recognition particle, endoplasmic reticulum targeting. Gene Ontology annotation, biological process: SRP-dependent cotranslational protein targeting to membrane. The coding region runs from base 1 to 1866 and encodes 621 amino acids. NCBI's taxonomy places the organism in Eukaryota, Fungi, Ascomycota, Sordariomycetes, Hypocreales, Hypocreaceae. The record is from RefSeq and is a predicted model, not a curated record. Gene Ontology annotation, molecular function: signal recognition particle binding; 7S RNA binding; endoplasmic reticulum signal sequence receptor activity. The transcript is spliced from 3 exons.